Messenger RNA from Lolium rigidum, 3037 nucleotides. RefSeq names its product DEAD-box ATP-dependent RNA helicase 13-like. The coding region runs from base 33 to 2678 and encodes 881 amino acids. The record is from RefSeq and is a predicted model, not a curated record. The transcript has 15 exons. Gene Ontology annotation, molecular function: ATP binding; RNA helicase activity; nucleic acid binding. NCBI's taxonomy places the organism in Eukaryota, Viridiplantae, Streptophyta, Magnoliopsida, Poales, Poaceae. Gene Ontology annotation, cellular component: nucleolus.
CCGCCUCCUCCUCCCGCCGCCCUCGGUCUCCGAUGGCCGAAGCACCGGAGCAGCCGAUGUCGGACCCUCCCACUCCGCCCCAGGAGACGAAGCAAAGGCCCAAGAAAAACAAGAGAGGCCGCUCCAAGAAACCGAAGCGAGCCGCCGCCGCCGACGCUGCCGCCCCCUCCUCCACCGGCGCCGCCAUGGUCGAGGACCCCUUCCUCGUCCUUGCCGGCGGCAAGGAAGGAGGGUUCCUGGAGCUGGAGGAAAUCGACGGGGCCGACUACGGGAUCUUCGGGAGCAUCGUGGAGGACGUGGGAGCAAGUGCGAGGAAGGUGGGGGGUGACCAAAAGAGGAAGACGAAGAGGGGGAAACGGAAGCGAGGGGAUGGUGCCAAGCGCUUAGAUGCCGAUGACGAUUUGGUACCUGAGAGCAAGGAGGAGGAGGGUGAGAAGGCUGAGGAGAAGGGAAAGAGGAAGAAGAAGACCAGGAAGAAGAGGAAGGUGAACGAUAAGGAGACGGAUUCAGAGAGCAAGGAGGAUGCUACGGAUGACAAUGUGGAGGAGGGUAAGAAGGAUCUUACCGAUGACAAUGCCGAGGAGGGUAAGAAGGGCGAGAAAAGGGGAAAGAAGAAGAGGAACAGGAAGAAGAGGAAGAAGGUGAAUGACGAGGAGAAGGAUUCGGAGAGCAAGGAGGAUGUUGCCGAUGACAUCAUGGAAGAUGCGCAAGACGUCGAUGAAAAUAUGGAACAAGAUAACAAUGGUGAGCUGAAAUUGGGCGAGGAUGAACUUUAUGCGUGGCUGGAGUUAAGAUUGCAUCCCCUUCUUAUCAAGGCAAUGCACAGGCUUGGGUUUAAAGAACCAACACCCAUACAAAAGGCUUGCAUUCCUGCAGGGGCUCAUCAAGGCAAGGAUGUUAUUGGUGCAGCAGAGACAGGUUCUGGAAAGACACUUGCCUUUGGUCUUCCUAUUUUGCAGCGCCUUCUCGAAGAACGAGAGAAGGCUGAAAGAUUACAUGUAGAAGAUGAAAAAUUGACUGAGGAAAGUUCUUCGGGAGGCCCACUCCGCGCACUUAUUUUGACACCCACAAGAGAACUUGCCAAACAGGUCUGCGAUCAUCUAAAAGAUGCAGCAAAGUUCUUAGGAAUUCACGUUGUUCCUAUUGUUGGUGGUUUAUCCAUGGAUAAGCAAGAACGGCUUUUAAAAAAGAAGCCUGAAAUUGUCGUUGGAACUCCAGGAAGAUUAUGGGAGCUAAUGUCCUCAGGCAAUCAGCACCUAGUUGAGCUGCAUUCACUGUCAUUCUUCGUGUUGGAUGAGGCUGAUAGAAUGAUAGAGCGGGGUCAUUUCAAAGAAGUGCAAUCUAUCAUUGAGAUGCUUCCUCUAUCUAAUAGUUCUGAUGAGCCAACUGUAAAAGCCACGUCAAGCUGUGAAACUGUGCUAAAUUUGCAAGUAAAAAAGAGGCAAACCUUUGUCUUCUCCGCGACACUUGCACUCUCAGCUAAUUUUCGCAAGAAGUUAAAGCGUGGCCUUUCUACUUCAAAGGCCUCAACGGCUGAUGAUUUGAGCUCCAUCGAAGCACUUUCGAAGCAGGCUGGUAUGAAACCUAAUGCAGAAAUAAUUGAUUUAACAAAUGCUUCGAUCUUGCCUGCGAAACUUGAAGAAUCAUUCAUCGAGUGUAGCGAUGAUGAUAAGGAUGCCAACCUGUACUAUAUAUUAAGUGUUCAUGGACAAGGCCGCACAAUAAUAUUUUGCACAUCUAUUGCUGCAUUGCGUCACAUUUCUUCUUUAUUGCGCAUACUCGGAAUCAAUGUCUUGACAAAUCACGCUCAAAUGCAACAAAGGGCUCGCAUGAAGGCUGUCGAUCGUUUCCGUGAAAGUGAGAAUUCCAUUUUGGUCGCGACUGAUGGUUUUGCAAGGGGCAUGGACUUUGAUAAUGUCCGAACUGUUAUCCAUUAUCAACUGCCACAUUCCAGUGAUGUUUAUAUCCACAGGAGUGGAAGGACAGCACGCAAAUCAUUGGCAGGUUGCAGUAUUGCGUUGAUCUCUCCUGAUGACAAAGCCAAGUUUUACUCUCUCUGCAAGUCAUUUUCAAAGGAGAACCUCCAGCAGUUUCCUGUUGAUCAGGCAUACAUGCCUCAAGUAAUGAAUAGACUCUCCCUUGCUCGGCAGAUUGACAAGAUAUCACGUAAAAAUUCACAGGAAAAUGCUAACAAAUCCUGGCUUCAGAGGAAUGCUGAAUCCAUGGGACUUAUAUUGGAUGCUAGUGACAGUGAGGAAGAACGUGUACAGGGCCACAAGCAACGAAAGGCAACAUCUGCAAAGCUCCAGAAACUUCAACAGGAUUUAAACGAACUCUUGCAACACCCCUUGCAACCUAAGACUUUCUCACGGCGCUAUUUGGCUGGGGCUGGUAUUUCACCAUUGCUCCAGAAGCAACUAGAAGAUUUGGCCAAAAGGAAUGUAAAUGGUAAUACUAGUAAUAACGAGAAUAAAGGGUCUCAAUUUGUUAUUGGCCAGGAUCGUGUGGAACCCUUGCAAGCUCUUCAAGAUUCUGGGCAAGAGAUUUGUGUGAAUAUGGACAAGCAAAGAGAGAAGAGAAGACUUGCUGAAAAUUGGAGGCGGAAGAAACAUGAAGAGAAGAAGAGUACACGAGAACAAAAGAGAAAUGACAGGAGACAAGCAAAAGAGAGGGACUGAAUAGUCGAUGAAUAACUGGAGGAGCCAUUUAUCUUGGCUAUGUUUCUGGGUUCAGUAGGGUAAAUGUGCCAGGCAACUUAUGUUGUCAGGGACACUUGAGGUCCAUGAUUGCUUCCAAGAACACCUUCACUGAUGUUUUUGACGUGAUAUUUCACUGAAGGCACUAAAUUUAUGAGUUGGUGUAAACAAGAUUGAGUCGAUCAGGCGAUGGAUAUCAUCAUUUGCAGUUAAGCUAGAACCGAGCCUCAGCAAAGAAUGAUGAAACAUAAGCAAUUUGCUUGGCUGUGUUGUAACAGUUAACCCAUCUCUGUAACCUGUGAUAUACGUUUAUUAGAGUUUAUCUUUAAAUUUUUUCUUUU